AAUCCAAGAGUUAAUGCUUAUCAAACUCUUUUCCUUAUCUAUCAUCUCUGUGUUUACAUAUUCCUACAUAUACUUCUAUAUAAAAGGAGCAAACGAGAUUCAGAAUUAUCACUUUGUGUACUGUGAUGAACAUGAUUUUAACUUUUAUUUUUUGAGUUUUUCUGAUCGUUUCAUAAAUUGUACUUCUUGCUUUUUUUUUUAUUAACACCAUUCAUUCUAUAAAAAAAAUCUCAUCCAUAAAAGUCAGAAAGAUCGUGUCUCAGCAACAACUUUUCUGAUGUUCUCCCAGUGCCAGGCCCUUGGGGAAAGCUAAAAAAGCUCAGGCUUCCAGCCGAUUCCGUUAAAUAAAAGUUUCUGCCACAAAUUUUAUAAAUGUCCUUUAGUCUGGCAGAAGAAGAAGAAACUAGAAAGAACCUUGUGAUAGCCAAACCUUUCGCGUUGGAAGAUGAUAAAGAUUCCGAGCACGCAGCUUCCAAUGGCAUCCGUCGGAUUCUUAGCCUCUUCAAGAACGUCCGCCUUGGAUCUGAUCUCACCAAUUUUCAGCUGCCACCUCAGCUGAACCAACCAAGAUCACAGCUUCAAUGUUACGGGGAGAUGAUCUACAGCUUUUGCGGUCAGGAUCUCAUAGGAGAAUGCAGCCGUCGCGAUCUUCCCAUCGAACGGCUCAAAUCGGUCGUGGCGUGGAACAUCUCCACACUCCGUCCGAUAGUCUUUGGCAUGUCACCGUACAACCCCGUUCUUGGCGAGACUCACCACGUCUCCCACGGUCACAUCAACGUCCUCACCGAACAAGUAUCGCAUCAUCCUCCGGUGUCGGCACUUCAUGCGACUCACGAGAAUGAAAAUAUUGACGUGACAUGGUGUCAAUAUUUCACUCCUAAGUUCCGUGGUGCUUACGUAGACGUUGAGGUAAAGGGCAAAAGGACAAUGAAGCUUCUGAAUAGGAAAGAGACUUACGAGAUGGACCAACCAAGGCUUGUUGUGAGAUUCUUACCUGCUCCUGGAGCUCACUGGACCGGGAAAAUCAAGAUAAAGUGUCCAGAGACUGAUCUCGAAGCCGAACUACACUUGAUAUCUGAUUCAUUCAUCGAAAGAUUCAAAGGCAACAACAAUAGAUCAAUCAAAGGAAAGAUCUCUCAGACUUCCUCCGGAGAUAAGCUCUAUGACAUCUCUGGCCAUUGGGACAGAACAAUAUCGGCUAAAAACCUGAAGACCGGUGAGGUCGAAGUUAUAUACAAUGCUAAGGAGAGUAUCUCAGGACUCAGACCUCCAACUGUGAAGAACCUGAAAGAGGUAAUGGAGAGCGAGUCUGCGAUGGUGUGGAGUGAAGUAAGUGAGAAGAUACUGAAUAAAGACUGGGAACGAGCAAGAGAAGCGAAGAAAGCUGUGGAGGAGAAACAGAGAGAGUCUCUGAAGCGGAGAGAGGCUUCUGGUGAGUCUUGGGUUCCCAAGCAUUUCUCAGUGGUUAGAAACGGUAAAGACUGGGACUGCUCACCGCUUCAGCCAACGGUUCCCCGAGCUCCACUUGUCAUCACAGAAGCACAAGAAGAAAACAUGAACUGAUAUCAAGAUUAAAGACUUUAAGCUUACUACUAUGUCAUGUAACAUAUACUUAUUGAUAUAGACUGAACCAAAGUGAAAAUCGCAAAAUAAAAUUCUUUUUAAUCAAAA
Molecule: messenger RNA, 1671 nt
Organism: Brassica napus (rape)
Lineage: Eukaryota; Viridiplantae; Streptophyta; Magnoliopsida; Brassicales; Brassicaceae
Product: oxysterol-binding protein-related protein 4B
Exons: 7
Coding region: 373-1563 (396 amino acids)
Cellular component (GO): intracellular membrane-bounded organelle; membrane; cytosol
Molecular function (GO): sterol binding
Source: RefSeq, a predicted model, not a curated record